Aaosphaeria arxii CBS 175.79 is the source of this 1764-nucleotide messenger RNA. Its product is annotated as pyridoxal-dependent decarboxylase. Lineage: Eukaryota; Fungi; Ascomycota; Dothideomycetes; Pleosporales. Gene Ontology annotation, biological process: carboxylic acid metabolic process. The record is from RefSeq and is a predicted model, not a curated record. The transcript is spliced from 2 exons. Bases 39 to 1547 code for a protein of 502 amino acids. Gene Ontology annotation, molecular function: pyridoxal phosphate binding; carbon-carbon lyase activity.
UGCAAUUCGAAAUCAACCUCUUUUCUCUAGGCGCAAUUAUGUUCAGAGAGAUCGGAUCCUUACCAAGGUUGGCAGCUGCAAUUGCAGAAAUCCAGGCGGAAACCCCACCGGAGAAUGCGCUGCCCUCCGAAGACGUUGUGACUCGAGCCCGGGAAACCCUUAUACCAACACUACCUACAGAAGGCUUAGGGUUAGAAGCAACGAUAAGGCAUUUGCGACAAGAGAUAGUGCCAGGUUUCAAUGGAUCCAGUCGGUCGUCAAACUAUUAUGGAUUCGUCACUGGAGGCAGCACCCCCGCGGCGACCCUGGCGGACAACUUGGUCACCGCCUAUGACCAGAACACUCAAGUGCAUCUUCCAAACGAAACAGUUGCCACGGAUCUAGAGGACAGGGCUCUCACAUUGCUUUGCGAACUGCUGCAGCUCGACCCCUCGCAAUGGCCGCAUCGAACCUUCACCACGGGCGCAACAUCAAGUAAUGUACUUGGAUUAGCCUGUGGCCGAGAAUAUAUAUUUGAAGAAGUAGCUGCGGUUAGGAGCGAUGCCACCAUCAGCAUUGGUGAAAUCGGUAUUUUUGAAGCUAUGCACCGCUCAGGCAUCAAUAAGAUUCAGAUCUUGACCACAGUCCCUCACUCUUCUCUUAGCAAGGCGGCGAGUAUUCUUGGACUAGGCCGAGCUGCUGUUCGUAACAUCGGCUUGGAAUCUCAUCCCCACAAGUUCGACAUGCCUCUCCUGAGCAAGCUCUUGGAAGACCCCAGCACAGCAUCUAUUGUUGCGAUCUCAGCGAGCGAAGUCAAUACUGGCCUGUUUGCGACGUCGGGUCUAGAGGAAAUGCAGGAAAUCAGAAAGCUGUGCGACGUAUACGGCGCAUGGAUUCACGUCGAUGGAGCAUUUGGUUUAAUGGGCCGCUUGUUAAGUUCCCCCGACUACGGCCGUAUCAUUAGAGGCUGCGAAGGAUUGGAAUUGGCAGAUUCCAUCACUGGAGACGGCCAUAAACUGCUCAACGUCCCGUAUGAUUGUGGCUUCUUUCUUUCUCGUCAUCGUGAAAUAGCUUCACGCGUAUUUCAGAACCCAAAUGCUGCGUACCUCAGUGCCGGGGCCGACGAGGGCAUCAUGUCACCGCUGAACAUUGGCUUAGAGAAUUCACGUCGGCUUCGAGCUCUUCCUGUAUACGCUUCCCUAGCAGCAUAUGGAAGGGAUGGGUAUCGCGAAAUGCUAGAGCGCCAGAUCAUACUUUCCCGCGGUAUUGCGGAGUAUAUUCUCGACAGCGAGCAUUUUGAGCUACUACCACAAUUUGAAAGUGAGAGGACACAGAUUCUGCAAAAUAUCUACAUCAUUGUUCUUUUCAGAGCAAAGGAUGACGGCUUGAAUGAUGAGCUCGUGAAUCGGAUCAAAGGCACCAAGAAGGUGUAUGUAUCAGGCACAGCUUGGGCAGGCAAGCCAGCCUGUCGCUUUGCCGUCUCAAACUGGAUGGCGGACGUGAACAAGGAUUUGCCAAUCAUUAAAGGAGUAUUCGAAGAUGUGAUAUCUGAGUGGCAAUUGAAGUGAACAGCUAAAAUUCCCCUCAUGAGCAUUUUAGAUUAAUGCCCAAUAGACCGAUUCACGUAACAUGUGAAACUUCUUAAAACUCUUCCAUCUUGUACACUUCAUAUGCAGGCUCCUCAUAUGGAUGAGCCUCCUUCAAGGCUUUAAUAGCCUGGACCGCGAUGUCUCUAUUCAGACAAAUGGCUUCUACUCUGCACUCUUCGACUUCUUCUAACUUGCC